AUGUCGACCGGUCGGCCCUCCGGUCAAAGGUCGCACUCUGCGGUUAGAAGGCAAGCGACCACCAAGCCUAAUCCUCCUCAAUCGUCAUUCACACCUGACCCCGAUGUCGAAUUCCAACCUUGUGCAGCGACUGCCUCAUUCUUCCUAUAUGCACAAAGAAACAUCAUUCUCUGCCUGCACCACGAUACAUUGGCGAUAGAGCGAAGAUUUGACCGACACCAGGAAGAUGUACUUUGGAUACACGCAGACACUGUCAGCGAAAGAGGUGCAGGGCGUUUAGCAGUCAGCUACGAUACGGGACACACGGCAAUAGUCUGGGACAUUUCAACAGGCGACGAAAUCGCCCGCUUUGCAGCGUACGAACACAUCCGGGUGGCAGCAUGGAUGAAGAAUGGAAACAUUGCUUUUGGGAACGCGCAAGGCAACGUAAUCUUGUUUGAGCCCUCGACAUCUGAGCACAUAUCAGCUCGCACAAUCUAUGAUCCAAUUACAGCGAUAGCCCCGGCAGCCGAUUCACGGACCUUUGCAAUUGGCUUCCUAAACGGCUCCAUUCUAAUAGCAACAUUGCAACCGCUUUUCACAAUCGUGCAUAGUCUGACGACGUCGAAAGCUCCUUCCCGAAUUGCCGGGCUUUCCUGGCAUGGUUCCUCCUCGCGUCAAAAGUCCGACAUGCUUGCCACUCAAACAGCAGAUGGCGAUCUCAGAAGAGACGCGCUCCUGGGACGUUCGGACCAAGAACGUGUCGCAUGCUAUGGACCGUCCUCGACGCUUUUCACGCUAGGACCAAAUCACACUGUUCAACAGUACGAUGUGAACCCUAGUGAAACUCCUAUACAGGUCGCCAGCAUUCAACACGCCCCAGGACCGCUACCGCCAUCUCCACCAAAUUCCAUCGAAGAACAGAAAAAGGAGGAAACAGCUAGACGUCAGGCUGCGGCGAAUGCUGCUUCGGCACCUUUUGCCUUUAUGGAUGCGGAUCUGAGCGAAGGUGAGCUUGGUACAAUGUCACCUCUUGAGAAGAUUGCGAAAGAGAUGGAUCAGCUCGAAGAAGAAAAGCAAGACCGCCUUGGAGCGCUCAGUCCAACUUCUAGUAAGACAUCGUCGGUAAGCUCUAGGUCUUCCGAUGGAGGACGGAGGGUGCCGUCAUAUCGCUACGACAAAGCGCCCUCUUCGCGGGCUUCCAACGUCUCUCACAACGAAGGAACCGAAUUCUCGUUCGGGUUGCCAUCAAUCAAGCCUCGAGAGAGUGUCUCAAUUCGAUCUACUUCUUCAUUCCGCUCUUCAGGUCUACGCAAAGAAAUCCUGAGAAGUCCGGAUGAGGCUCAACAAACGUCGCAAAUGGAUCUCUUUCCUCAUACUCGAGCACGACUCCGAGAUGUACCUUUCAGAACUCCCCACUAUGGGCAAGUCGCCCGUACAUCUGAUGUUCUGCGACAGGAGAUGCUGAGCGUAGUGUUUGGCUGGAACGAUGAUAUCGAGUCUUUGGUUAGGGAUGAAUUCAUGAGACAAAGACCUGGAUCUGCGAGUGGUGUACUUCUUUCCAAAUGGCUUGGAGAAUUUGGUGCAGAUACUAUGGCCGCUAUGGUCGGAUCUGAAAACAUGACUUCUUCUGAUUGGAUGCUUCUUGCUCUGAGCUCCAUGGGGCCCUCUUCCGGAAAACAAGUUGGUCAAGCCUUUGUCCAACGGCUUCUGGCAAAAGGUGACAUUCACCCUGCCGUCGCAGUUCUUCUAGGAUUUGGUGAACACGAUGAUGCUAUUGAGGUCUAUGUCUCUCGUGGCUACCAUAUGGAAGCAGUCCUUCUGACAUGUCUAACCAUGCCAUCAGAUUGGCAAAGGCAAUCAUAUCUCGUUCGCAAGUGGGGUGAGGCUUUGGUAAUGCAAGGCCGACCUGAACUCGCUGUUCGAUGCUUCUCAUGCAUCAGCAUCGAGACUUCUGACUCCUGGUCAUCUCCUCGAGCCCAAGAUGCAGUAUUCUCGAGUCAAAGAGAACAAGGCAUUGGCCCUUCCCCACUAAGUCCUCCGCUUUCUCCUCCUUUUGCUGUUGGCUCGAAUCGAAAGCUUACGAGGAACGGAUCGCUGAAGUUGAUCACAACUUUCGGCGACAAAGGGGUUCCUCUUCUGUUACCCUCCGCCGACCAGAGAACGCCAUUGGCCGGUAUGCUCGGUGUUGGCGUCACACCAAUAGCUGAAUCUGCAAUCUCGCCCGGUGGUGUAGCUCCUUGGCUCCGUCCAAGUCACAAGUUCGAUAGAGAUCCAUCCUCUGCAAGAACAGCGACUCCGGGUGGAUACGCUAGAAGACAACUGCCUUCUAGAAGUGGGGUGUCCCGUACUCGCGACACCUCUCAAACCCCUUUGACCGCUCGGAGAGAGGUUUCUGAUUCUGCACAUAUAGCCGGAACUCUGGACCAAAGAAAGCUUGGACACAGUCGUAAUCCUUCAUCCGUUGUUUCGGCCAAUUCGAGUCAGAGCCUUGAGCAAGCAAAGAAACAAACUUCGAGCUCAAAUCGUCUACCGUCUCCAAGUAGUGACGUGUUUUCACGAUUGAAGAGCGAAUCGCGAACUAGGAACGGCUCACGGGAGAGAGCCAACAGCGAUCUACAAGUGAAGGUCUACGACACGACGUAUCUUGCUCCACAGGCAUUCUUGGAAUCUGCCAAUCAAAGCCGUCAGUCGGAUCCGUUCGUGGCCCCUCAUCAAAACCAAGACGAACCCUCUAGUAACGCGGUGGAUUUCCGUGGACGGCCAGCAAAGCGGUACAUUAAUCCACCGAGAAGAUCACCAUCCUCACCAAUCCCGAUGUCUCCUGACGAAGUCAUGGCAAGUAGAGCUAUGGCCGCAGCCGCCACUGCAGAUGAGUCUUAUUACCGAGAGUCUACACCGCAGAGGAGAGUAUCGAACGCGGGACGUACGUCGAGAGCGAACAGUCAAGUCCCAAACAGAGUAAGAGAGCCCAGUCAGGUUGAUCAACGACUACCAGCCAAUGUUCGUGAAAGAAGCGAGUCGCGUACGCCGGCGAGACCGCCCGUCCAUUUGCCUUCCAUUCCACAUGAAAUCUCCGGCGACUCAAAUGCCGGAAGGAGCGAGUCUCGGCAAAAACUAAAUGUCAAGAAAAGCAGAGCAGCAUCUGUUAGUGAUCAUACCGGAGUACAAGCUCUCGACUAUCCCAGAAAAAGUCUCGACGAAGACAGUUCUGCUUCCGAAACGCCAGAGGAGGGUAUUGCAAGACCUAGGGAUCUCCGGACUUUGACAAAGAAGCAGCUGGCCGCUCGAGAACUUGAGGAGAGACGUGCAUCUUUGGCCAGACGUCCAUCCGCACCCGCGAUACCUUUGCCUAGCGAUUUCAAGACACCUCCAAGAAGACCGUUCAUGCCCCCGAGGCACCAUACGGAGCUUGGAGAUGCUCCUAGCUCAUUCAUGCCUCCAUACUCUGGCAAUCAGAUUACACGUAGUCAUACGGCCGAUCCGGAGUCAAAGGGCCGCUUUCCGCCGACUAGAAACACAGGCACAUCAACACCUACGGCGCCAAUCGGACUGCCAGCCACUCCACGGGCUAUGAGGCAUCCACGUUACAUGUCUGCCGAUUCAAGCGAUCGCGAAGACGUACCUGCCAUUCCUCAGGUCCCUGAGACUCCUCCCCAGUUGUCAUCUGCCACCUUCCAUCAAGAUUCGCCGUCUCCGAGGUCUCCAGAAGAUGACAUCGCACCUCUUCUACCCUCAACAGUGUUCGGACAAGUGACUUCACAGGCUAUUCCUCGUUCUUCCUCGGCACCUCCUGAGAUGAACAUGGAUGGCACACCUUGGCACUACAAGACUGUGCUGCCGCAUUCCGCCCGACGAGGAUCAGUUAACAAGGGAGGACACAGCCGUAAGCUAACGCCUACGGAGAACGACCUGCAACCUCAACAGAGUCCUUCAUCGAAUAGACCCAGUAUCGACCAGACUUUGCACGACGCUCAAAUUAUUAUUGUUGAGGAAUCAGAGUUGAUGCUGCCAGAGCUUCAACAUCUUGCUGGACCCCCGCCCCCACCUCCACCGCCACUGAUGGCUAAUCGUGGCAGUGGUCUGGGCGUUAUCAACAUAGCCAUAGGAGAAGAAGAACCCAUGGUCAUUGACGUACUUCCGACCAUCGACCGAGCUGGCGCAUUGACAGCUCCCCCACUGAACAAUUUUGCUCAGGCUCAAGCACAAGCUCAAGCUCAGAUGCAAGCGCAGGCUCAGAGACGUGGUCGUGGAAGCAUCAGUGAGGGUAUCAACUCACGUUUCCGCAGUGUGACGGAGCGUAUGCGUAACAACAGUAAGAACCGUACAAAGUCACCACCGAUAGAUGCAUACGCGCCAUCGCCGUAUGAGACUGUGCUGCCGAAUAUGUUUUCCAGACAGCAGUCACAGCCUGAGAACAUUUUGACUCGCACCAGAUCUCCCUACGAGACUUCUUCUAUCGCAGUCAGUGCCGCAGCUUCUGACGCCUCGCUCUCAUUGCAGAACGCAAUGCAUCCGCCGCCUCCGCCACCACCUCCAGCUCCUGGUAUGCCUACGGAGCAAUACAAAAAUGGCGGUGAAUCGAUCAACGGUUAUCCUCACCCUCGCGAAGUGAGAGCUAACAUUCCGACUGAAACCCUUUUAUCGGCAGGAGUAUAUCAGCCCGACAACAUGUUCUAAUUCUAGAAUCUUGUCAGUCUCUUUCUUUUGUCAACGUCAUUUCUAUCAAUGGGAUUUAAUGCUGCUUUUUUUUUGGCCGACGCUCGGUAUACCUCUGUGCAUGUUUAUUUGCAUUUUACUCUAUAUAUCAUCUUCUUUCUACUAUCACAUUUAUUAGCCUCCACCGGUUGGAUUAUUUCGGUGUUUUUG
Molecule: messenger RNA, 4848 nt
Organism: Aureobasidium pullulans EXF-150
Lineage: Eukaryota; Fungi; Ascomycota; Dothideomycetes; Dothideales; Saccotheciaceae
Exons: 6
Coding region: 1-4659 (1552 amino acids)
Biological process (GO): positive regulation of transcription by RNA polymerase II
Cellular component (GO): nucleus
Molecular function (GO): transcription factor binding
Source: RefSeq, a predicted model, not a curated record